Messenger RNA from Durio zibethinus, 1990 nucleotides. RefSeq names its product allene oxide synthase 1, chloroplastic-like. Gene Ontology annotation, molecular function: oxidoreductase activity, acting on paired donors, with incorporation or reduction of molecular oxygen; monooxygenase activity; heme binding. The record is from RefSeq and is a predicted model, not a curated record. Gene Ontology annotation, cellular component: chloroplast envelope; chloroplast thylakoid membrane. NCBI's taxonomy places the organism in Eukaryota, Viridiplantae, Streptophyta, Magnoliopsida, Malvales, Malvaceae. Gene Ontology annotation, biological process: sterol metabolic process; jasmonic acid biosynthetic process.
CGGCUCUGACUUCAAUUUGCACCCCACUUUAGUUUAUUAUCACACCUGUGGCGAGCGCCGACCCACCUUUACGUUUUUGAUUAAUUUCUCUUUGUACGUCUAACCUUUUAGUUUUUGAUUAAUAUCUCUUUUUAUGUCUGUUAAGAUAAGCCAUAACCAUCUUGGAAGAAGCUAAUUGUUAUUCGAUCCUAAUGGCAUCUGCUUCUUUUCCUUUUACUUCUGUUCAUCUGCAAUUUAAUUCACCAAACAAAUCGUUGUCAUCAUUACCUACAACGACGACUAGGUUGUCUACGCGUCGGGUUGUCGUCCGGCCGAUUAGAGGAUCAGUGUCGGAGAAACCAUCUAUACCAGCGCCGCCAGUGGCGGUUUCAGAGCCUGGAAAACCCAAGCUUCCGCUGAAGAAAAUUCCAGGGAAUUAUGGGGUUCCUUUUGUUGGUCCAAUCAAAGACCGACUUGACUAUUUCUACAACCAGGGUCGAGACGAGUUUUUUAAAUCAAAAAUCCAGAAAUACCAUUCAACGGUGUUUCGAACCAAUAUGCCACCGGGUCCUUUCAUCGCUCCUAACCCAAGGGUUGUCGCUUUACUUGACGGUAAGAGUUUCCCUGUUCUUUUUGAUGUGUCCAAAGUUGAAAAAAAGGACCUUUUCACCGGUACUUACAUGCCUUCAACCGACCUUACCGGUGGCUACCGAACCCUUUCAUAUCUCGACCCUUCCGAGCCCAAACACGCCAAGCUCAAACAACUUAUCUUUUUUCUCCUAAAGUCUAGCAGAGAUAAAGUGAUCCCUGGGUUUGAAGCCUCUUACACCGAGUUAUUUGAAAAGUUAGAGAAAGAACUUGCUCAGAAAGGCAAAAGCAGUUUUCAGACAGCUAAUGAUCAAGCUGCGUUUAACUUCUUGGCUCGGGCUUUCUUUGGUUCAAACCCGCCUAAUACUAAACUAGGAGUUGAUGGUCCAAGCUUGAUUAGUAAAUGGGUAGUUUUUCAACUCGGUCCUGUUCUCUCUCUUGGUCUCCCAAAGUUUGUUCAAGAACUCCUAAUCCAUACUUUUCCUCUUCCGCCGGUUCUUGUUAAAAAAGAUUACCAGAGACUCUACGAUUUUUUCUACGAGUCAUCUGGUUUCGUUCAAGAUGAAGCUGAGAAAUUGGGUAUCUCACGAGAAGAAGCUUGUCAUAAUCUGUUAUUCGCCACAUGCUUUAAUUCUUUAGGUGGCAUGAAAAUUUUCUUCCCCAACAUGCUUAAAUGGAUUGGCAGAGCUGGAGUCAAACUACAUACUGAAUUAGCACAGGAGAUCAGAUCAGCCAUCAGAUCCAACGGUGGGGAACUCACCAUGGCUGCCAUGGAACAGAUGCCAUUGAUGAAAUCUGUUGUAUACGAAGGGCUCCGGAUCGAACCUCCCGUCCCGUUACAGUACGGGAAAGCAAAGAAAGAUCUAUUGAUCGAGAGCCACGACGCCGUUUUCGAAGUGAAAGAAGGGGAGAUGUUGUUCGGGUUCCAACCUUUUGCAACCAAAGACCCGAAAAUAUUCGAGAGAUCUGAGGAGUUUGUCCCUGACAGGUUCAUGGGUGAUAAUGAGGAGAGGCUGUUAAAGCACGUGCUUUGGUCGAAUGGACCCGAGACUGAGCAACCAACGUUAGGUAACAAACAGUGUGCCGGAAAGGAUUUCGUGGUGCUGGUGUCUAGGCUUUUCGUGGUGGAACUGUUCAGGCGUUACGAUUCGUUUGAUAUCGAAGUCGGUAAAUCAGCUUUGGGGGCUGCCGUUACGGUGACAUCGUUGAAGAGAGCAAGUUUUUAGAUAAAUUUUUAGGUUUGUCAAUGAUUAACUUGGCAAGUCAUUAAUGUAAUAUGUUAUCAUAAGGAAAUUAGACAUAUUUUAGGUAAAUUUGUUAUGGUGCAUUUAGUUUUGGUAAAUUUACCUCCUUUUAUUUCUUGCAAUGCCAUAUGACUUUUGUUUAAUAUAAAUAAAAUUAUCAUAAAUUAAAUUUUUAUCCA